Molecule: messenger RNA, 4419 nt
Organism: Astyanax mexicanus (Mexican tetra)
Lineage: Eukaryota; Metazoa; Chordata; Actinopteri; Characiformes; Acestrorhamphidae
Gene: dlgap2a
Product: discs, large (Drosophila) homolog-associated protein 2a
Exons: 15
Coding region: 469-3660 (1063 amino acids)
Biological process (GO): signaling
Cellular component (GO): postsynaptic specialization; glutamatergic synapse
Molecular function (GO): molecular adaptor activity
Source: RefSeq, a predicted model, not a curated record
GUGUGUGUAUGCGAGAAAGAGAGAGAGAGUGCGCGCAUGCCUUGCGCUCUGCUGUGCUGCAGUGGAGCCUCAGACGCCGAGCCGAUCGCUACUCCUCCGUGGAGGGCACCUCAUCCUCCUUGGUUUUCCUUUUUUUUUUUUUUUUCUUCGUUUUCGCUGCUUUCUGUUCCCUUUUUUUCGCCACUCGCCGUCAGGAAAGGGGAGGGGGGGCGGCCCUGAUGGUGAAAGAGGGAUGCUAAAGCAGUGAGAAGUGCAGGGAAUUGAGGGAAGACAGUACAGAAAGAGAGAGGGAAAAAGAGAGAAUGGGAAAAACCCAUCCACACCCAUGACUGGCUGUCAUCAUCGAAUUGGCGGAACGCGAGCGGUCCCACAUGUCACCCUUGAUGCACGCCGCUGACAGACCAGCCGUAUUCAUGGUCCCCCAUCCAGUACUUCGAUGAAGACAGCUACCCCUCCCCUCCCAGGAAUAUGAAAGGUCUAUCAGGCGGCCGCCCCCAGUUGACCAUCACACCCGGACACACCUGCGGCCUGACGGACUGUGACCACUCCCUGGACCACCUGCAGCAUGGCGCCCCGGACUCCCGCUCCUCGUACCUGCUCAGCCCCACGGACAGCUGCCCCAUGGACCACCACCGCUGCUCGCCGCGGAGCUCCAUCCACUCCGAGUGCAUGGUGAUGCCCGUCUCCAUGGCCUCAGACCACGUCUCCAGCAGCACCUUUCCCAGGAUGCACUACAGCUCACAUCAUGAGAGUUCCCGGGAGGACGGCUCCACUGGACACAGUGGCGGAGGAGGGGGAGGUGGAGGAGGAGGAGGUGGAGGCGGUGGUGCAGGUAGGAGUGGAGGUUCUGGGAAGAUGAACCGAAUUCCAGCCAACCUCCUGGACCAGUUCGAAAAGCAGCUCCCCAUCCACCGCGAUGGCUUCCACACGCUGCAGUACCAGCGCACUUCCACCACCACCACCACCAGCGAGCAGCGCAACGAGAGCCCCGGGCGCAUCCGGCACCUGGUGCACUCCGUGCAGAAGCUCUUCACCAAGUCCCACUCGCUGGAGGGCUCGUCCAAGAUGAACGGCACCAAGGGUGACUCGCGCUCGGACUCCGGCCACCACCACCACGGCCACCACCACGGCCACCAUAAACACAGCAAGAGGAGCAAAAGCAAGGAGCGCAAGAGCGACUCCAAGCACCGCUCAGGGAUAGCCGGCUGGUGGAGCUCCGACGACAACCUGGACAGCGACAGCACCUACCGGACUCCCAGCGUCAUGAGCCGCCACCACGUGGAUCACAUAAGCCACUGCUACCCAGACUCGGUCCAGAGCCACUUCGGGGACCUCUCGCUCAAGACCUCCAAGAGCAACAACGACGUCAAGUGCUCGGCUUGCGAGGGAAUGGGCAUGGCUCCCGAGGGCAAGUUCAUGAAGCGGAGCUCUUGGUCCACGCUGACUGUUAGCCAGGCCAAGGAGGCUUAUCGCAAGUCCUCGCUCAACCUGGAGAAACCUAUGAUGCCUCAAGACCUAAAGUCCUCCAUGAGGCCUUGUCAUUAUCUGCAGGUUCCUCAGGACGAAUGGGGGGGCUACCCCGGGGGGAAAGAUGAUGAGAUCCCAUGCCGGCGGAUGAGGAGCAGCAGUUAUGUAAAGGCUAUGGGAGACGAGGAGAGUGGAGAUUCGGACGGCAGCCCCAAGAACUCACCACAGAAGAGCGUACGGCCCGGAGGACUAAUCAAAUCUGUGCUCCAGAGGCAGCUGUCUGAUCAGAGCUCGUACCGUUUGGAUAAAUCGAGCAGUGACGUGGUUAAGUACCUCACCAAUUUCGCUGCAGACUUAAGUCAGAGCUACCACCUGCAGGCCUCGAGGGAGAUCCACCCCAGCAUCACGCUGGACCCCUCGCCCAACUACAACUCUCCCAAAUUCCGCUCUCGCAACCAGAGCUACAUGAGAGCCGUCAGCACCCUGAGUCAGGCCAGCUGCGUCAGCCAGGUCAGCCAGGUGAGCGAGACGGAGAUAAACGGGCAGUUCGAGUCGGUCUGCGAGUCGGUGUUCAGCGAGGUGGAGUCGCAGGCCAUGGAGGCGCUGGACCUGCCCGGCUGCUUCCGCACGCGAAGCCACAGCUACCUGCGGGCCAUCCAGGCCGGCUACUCGCAGGACGACGACUGCGUGCCAUCCAUGACCUCGUCUACCGUCACCUCCACCAUCAGGUCCACGGCUGGGAUCCAGUUCCGCCUCCCAUCAUCAGGCAGCGUGGACAGACCCUCCCAACAACCUCCAGCGGUCACCUACACUCCCAGCACUCCCACCUAUAAGCGGACGCCCCCUCCUGUUCCUCCCCGCAGCACCUCCAAACCCCUCAUCUCCAUCACAGCACAGAGCAGCACUGAGUCCACCCAGGAUGCCUACCACGAGGGCCGUCUGUCCAGAGGAGGUAUGUGGGGUUCGGAAGGCCUGGGGCUAGGUUUGGGCCGGGCCCUCUACAACUCCACAGACAGCCUCGACAGCGCCAAAGCGGUCACCAUAGCCAUGGAGGCGGCGGCCAUGGCGAUGGCGGGAAAGAGACACCCGUCCACCGACAGCCACAGCUCUGUGAUGACCUGCGACAAAGCGGUGCUGGUGUCCAAAGCUGAGGAGUACCUGAAAACACCCAGGUCCUCUAUAGGGAUACAGGUGGAGGCGGCCACGGAUUCCGAGUCGGAGAGCAAAGGGUCUCGGGAAUAUCAUUCCGUGGGGAUUCAGGUGGAGGACGACAAGCGGAUGGGCAGAUUUAAGCGCUCCAACAGCGUGACAGCGGCGGUGCAGGCCGACCUGGAGCUGGAGGGCUUCCCCGUGAUGGAGGAUAAGGGUCUGCAGUUCGGUGGGGGCGGCGGGGGUUUCCAUCGCCAUAGCGAGCCCAGCACGCCCACGCAGUACGGGGCGGUCCGCACUGUGCGCACGCAGGGUCUCUUCAGUUACCGCGAGGACUACCGGCCCUCCGCAGAGCCCGCCAGCCCCCAGCGCAGCCCCGAGCCCUGGCUGGAGCCUCCAGGGGGCGCCAGAGAGCCACAGGCUACCGUGGCGGUAACGGUGACCCCUCCACAGGCCUCAGACUCAGGCAGGGUGUCGCCCUCGACUCGGCGAGACGGCAGCUGGUUCAUGCAGCUCCUGCACACCGAGACCAAGAGGAUGGAGGGAUGGUGUAAAGAGAUGGAGGGAGAGGCAGAGGAGAACGACAUGUCGGAGGAGAUCCUAGGUAAGAUCCGGAGUGCAGUGGGGAGUGCUCAGCUUCUCAUGUCCCAGAAAUUCCAGCAGUUUUACUGGCUGUGUCAGCAAAACCUGGACCCCAGUGCCAUGCCGCGGCCCACCUCUCAGGACCUGGCUGGAUUCUGGGACCUGCUGCAGCUCUCCAUCGACGACGUCACCGCCAAGUUUGACGAACUGCAGAAGAUCAAGAACAACGACUGGAGGCUCAUCGAGAGCCCUGUGAAGAAGCUCCCGCCCCCCGUACCAAAGAAGACGCUGCGUAAAGGUGUGACACGGGAGAAGUCUCUGGACCUGCCUGACCGACAGAGGCAGGAAGCGCGGCGGCGGCUGAUGGCCGCUAAGAGAGCGGCUUCGUUCCGCCAGAACUCGGCCACGGAGCGAGCGGACAGUAUCGAGAUCUACAUCCCUGAAGCGCAGACGAGACUGUGAGAGAGAGAGAAAGAGAGAGAGAACGUGAGAGAGAAAGAGAGAGAGAGAGAGAGAGAGACAUAAUCGGAGUGGGAAGGCCUUUGUCUCCACGCCUUUAUCACCACAUGAGCUCCUCCCACUUCACACCAUCAUCAGCUGUGGUAUCAUUCCUCUUCAGGCAGCAGCGGUUCCCACACACCCCAGUCCCAGUCCUCAGCCACGCAACACCAGGGGGUCUGCGUCUGACCUCUGAUAUAAAGAGCUCAACACUAGCAGGAAACAUCAAGGCCAAUUUCAAACGAAUGAAGUAAUGAAGUGUUUGGGACAGACACGAACAGCAGCCAAUAGAAUCGAAGAAAUAGAAUUUUUACAAAUUUUUAAAGCAACUCUAACUUAAGGCACUUUCUUUCUUUCUUUCUUUUUUUAACACCAAUCAGCCAUAAUAACAAACCCACCAAAACUUUAAAACCACUUAGUGUUGUGAAGGCCCCCCUCUUGUGUGACAAAAACAUUCUUGAUCCAUCGAGUCACGGACACUUUAAACACAUUAUCUAUGAGCAAAGGUGUAAAAAAAAGUAUUCACUCUUUACUAUUCAUUACUCAGGUAGAAGUAUAAAAUAUUUCUGUAAAAAAAAACAGUUUUCAAAAGUAAUGUAAGGUAAAAAAAAAAAACAUUGUUAUAUUAAAAUGGUAAUGUUGAUACAUUUGGGAUUCACUAGGCUCUCUGAUUCAACUGCACAUAUGCCCAUUAAAAAAUGAAUGUACAGCUCUGAAAAAAAA